CUUUUUCUUUAUAUAUUGUUAGAAUGAAGUUUGGACAUACUUUGAGAACUUCACUGAAUCCAGAAUGGACAUUUCAUUAUAUUGCCUAUGAUGAUCUAAAGACCAUCUUGAAAAAGGGAGCAGUAGGUGAAGUAUGGACAGAAGAGAGUGAAAGCAAAUUUGUAGAAUUACUCGAGAAAGAGUUGGAUAAGGUCUAUAGCUUUCAACGUGUCAAGUUGGAAGAGAUCAAUCGACGUAUCGAACUCGAGUCGAGAGAAGUAGAUGAACUAUGUCAAAAGGAGAAUCCAGAAGAAGAUGAAUUCACUGCAUCAGAAAUUGAGUUAGGACAUAUUAUAGCUGAUGUUCAUGACUUGGCCAAGUUUACUAGAUUAAACUAUACUGGCUUUUUGAAGAUUAUAAAGAAGCAUGAUAAAGUGACAGGAUGGCCAUUAAAGCCAAUGUUUGGCGUCAGACUGAAUGCGAAACCAUUUUAUAAAGAAAAUUAUGACGCAUUGAUCAUUCGUAUCUCUUCACUCUAUGAUCGAGUGAGGACAAGAGGUAAAGAAAGAGGAGGCGAUUCAGCUGCUGGUGGUAAACAAGCAGCCUUUGUGAGAAAUACAACUAAAUAUUGGGUCCAUCCUGAUAACAUCACUGAACUCAAAUUGAUCAUUUUAAAGCAUUUACCCGUCUUGGUCUUUAAUCCCAACAAGGAAUUUCAAACCCAAGAUUCAGCGAUUACAAGCGUCUAUUAUGAUAAUGAUGACUUUGAUCUUUAUAUGGGAAGAUUAGAAAAGACAGAGGGUGCUGAAGCCAUUCGUAUGCGUUGGUAUGGUGGCAUGGAUUCAAAUACCAUCUUUGUGGAACGAAAAACACAUCAUGAAGAUUGGACUGGUGAAAAGUCCGUCAAAGCACGUUUUCCAAUCAAAGAAAAGUAUUUGAAUGCCUUCCUUAAGGGUGAAUAUACAACUGAUGAACUAUUCUUCAAGAUGAAAGGGCGUAAAUCAGAAAAGGAAAUUCAAGAAUUAGAACAAUUAGCUCAAGAAGUUCAAUAUACUGUCCUAACCAAGAGACUUCAUCCCAUGAUGCGUACAUUCUAUAACCGUACUGCCUUUCAAUUACCAGGCGAUGCUCGUGUCAGAAUCAGUUUGGAUACUGAGCUGUCCUUGAUCAGAGAAGACAACUAUGGUAGACAGAGAUCGGGUAACAAUUGGCGCCGUAUGGACAUUGGCGUAGAUUAUCCAUUCAAACAGUUGCCUGAUUCUGACAUCUGUCGAUUCCCUUAUGCUGUUCUCGAAGUCAAAUUACAGACACAUGUAGGACAAGAACCACCUCAAUGGGUCACUGAACUUGUCAAUUCUCACCUUGUCGAAUCUGUCCCCAAAUUCUCAAAGUUUAUUCAUGGUUGUGCUACCUUACUAGAAGACAGGAUCAACGUGUUACCCUUUUGGUUACCUCAGAUGGACGUUGACAUCAGAAAGCCACGUAGCAAAGUCUUUGGUUUAUCUCGUCCAGAAGCUAAUGGAAGUGGAUCUGCAUCCAAUAGCGAUAAUGAAAAUCAUCAUGAUGUUCAUACAGAUGAGCAUGUUCAAACUGUCAUGGCUGAAGCAACAGAAUCAACACCACUCAUAUCAAGAAACAACGCAUCCUCUGACAGCAAUAAGCAGCUAUCACCUGCUGGACUCAGCAAAUUGUUUAAUAAAUCAAAGACUAUCUUUCUCAGAAAGAAGAACAACCCAUCUAUUCCCACUGGUCGUACACGCCCUAUUCCAACCAAGGCUCCUCCUGCCAAGACUUUCUUUGCCAACGAACGUACCUUCCUCCACUGGCUCAAGUUUACCCUCUUACUCGGUGGUCUUGCCAUCGGUCUACUCAAUUUUUCUGAUAAGGUAGGUCGUAUGUCAGCUAUCAUCUUUACGAUCGUGUCCAUGUCUGUGAUGAUCUAUGCACUCUAUACAUAUCAUGAACGUGCCAAUCGUGUCGAAAGAAACGAGUAUGGUGAUUUCUCAGACAAGUAUGGCCCUGCGGUAUUAACCAUCUUUUUGGUGGCGGCUGUUUGUAUCAACAUGGGUCUUCGAAUGACGCUCGACGGGCUGGAUUAGAGAGAGAGAUGUGUCUUUAUUAGCAUGUACUUUAUAGUCUUUUUUUUCAUUCAUCAUUGCUCAUGUGAUUACUUCUUUUUUUGCAAAUAAUAAAACAUUGUUUAUUUAUCAACUAUUUCAAAUGGAUCAGAAUUAAUGGAAUCCGUAGAAGGUGGUCGUGGUAAAGAGUCCAGAGGAUCAUUUGGAUGUUCUUUUACUAUCGCAGGGCGUGGUGCUGGUAGAGAAGGAGACUCAGGUUCAUUUGAUAGUUCCACUACUUUAGCCUUUGCCUGUUUUUGUUCUUGUACUUGGUUAAUUGACUUUUCCAAACGACUUAUCUUAUCUUGUACACUAGCUAGUCUUGUUCCCACCAUAUGCUUGAGAGAUAUAUCUAUGCUAACAAUAUUUUGAUGGCCUAACUCUUGAUUAACCAUUGCUUCUUGCAGCAUGUGCUUUAUUCGAGCGAUAUCUCGAUUAACUAUUUCUCUUGCAUGAGCUGUUUCUUUGUUAGCUC
This is a messenger RNA of Rhizopus microsporus ATCC 52813, 2571 nucleotides long. Its product is annotated as SPX-domain-containing protein. Lineage: Eukaryota; Fungi; Mucoromycota; Mucoromycetes; Mucorales; Rhizopodaceae. Gene Ontology annotation, cellular component: vacuolar transporter chaperone complex; fungal-type vacuole membrane. The transcript has 4 exons. Bases 24 to 2078 code for a protein of 684 amino acids. The record is from RefSeq and is a predicted model, not a curated record.